CCUCUGCUUGUGAAUGCGGAGACUUCUGAUUGGACAGCGGCUCGUUGCUUUGAAAUCCCUCCCUCACGUCGUUAGUAUGUGGAAGAAGUAAGGUACUGUGAAGCUGCUGCAGAGGGAGAGAGAAACUCACGCCGGAGGACCGUCUCUUACUCCAGCCACUGCAGGGAGAUCCGUCCACUUGUUCCGUCUUUUGAUGAAAAGUGACUUAUUCUGUUGCUCUUUUUUUCCUCCUCGAUUUCUCUUGUUUUCAACACCGCUUAAGGAAUAUUUGGGAAUACCAAACCCUUGUUACUAAAGAGCCUGAUAGAGGAUGACAUUUGGGCGAUUUGUUCGUCUUUGAAAUCAGCCUUUGGUCCCAAACGUUGGACGCGCAUUGGGCUCGUGAUUUUGGGAUUACCGCACUACUGAAUUGCUCAUCAUGAAUCGUGCUGGUUGAUGAUUUGCGAUCCUGUGUCCACUCGUUACACGCCGCCGUCCUAUUUCGUGCUCCGAUCCAGAUGAGAGAUCCCCCCGCUGGAACUGAAACGCUUUUACGCAGCCAGUCCCAGGAGCGCAGCGCCAACGACGCGAGCGGUGAUCUACACCGCAUCGGAGCGGAGAGACCAUCCGUGUUCACGGCCACAUCUUGUCCCUCUCCCGCUGAUCCCUCGCGCCAGGCUAAAAGGCUUCCUAUCCGGAUCCUAAAGAUGUUGACGGCGCACAGCGGCCACUUGCUGCACCCGGAGUACCUCCAGCCUCUCACGUCCGCGCCAGUCAGCAUUGAAGUAAGUAAUUAACAAAUACGUGAUAUGUUAUCCAACAUUUGUCGGUUUCUGCUGAGGGUGGGAUUCGGCCAAAUGUUAUGGAAUUAAUGCACCGUGUGAGCAGCUUUGGGAAUUAUUUAGAAAAAUAAACACGGGAUCUUAUGCGCCAUUUUACGCACAGCGAUUUAAUGGCAAGUUCGUCAGACACCAGAGUUCAGUGAUAAAAAGAAAAGUUCUGCAGAUAGAAAACUGACUUAAAUUUAAUAAUAUUAUUCUUUUUUCAAUAAUAUUACUCUACAGACAGAAAAUAUUUAAAACUUUACAUAGAAAAUGUUUAAUGUGUAUUUCUUUUUUUUCCUUUUGAACAACUCUGCUAUCACUUUUCAAUCCUUACCUUUAAGAUACCACACUCAGGUCUAAACGAAGACCAAUUUUUCUUGUUUUAAUUAUUCUUUGACUGUAAAAUAAAUAUUUUUCUCGACAUGAUAACUCUAGCAGUCAUACUCAGUGGAUAUUGAUGUCAAUGUUUUAACUGAAUCUAUUAUAACUCAGUUUACUCAUCUUUUCGCUGUCUUUUUUUAAUCCCAGCUGGAUGCCAAGAAGAGUCCCUUGGCCCUUCUGGCCCAGACCUGCUCUCAAAUUGGCAAACCAGACUCGUCCUCCUCUUCCAAGCUGGCCUCUCUAUCCUCUGGCAGUCUAGGAGACAAGGAGUCGUCCAACCGAUCUUCCAAGCCUGCAGAGCAGCACCACUCCCUGGAGGACAAGUCCAGCUUCAAGCCUUACUCCAAAUCGCCAAGCGACUGUCGCAAGGAUGUUUCUGUGACAAAGGGGCCUUUGGAUAAAGCAGCGUUCAGAGUGCCAAAUGGAAGCUCCAGCAGUGGCACCGCUUCGUGUCCGUCUUUUCCUCCUCACUCCCAGUCACCCAGCUCCAGCUCUCCUCCCCUGCACACUCAGAGUCAGCCCCACAGACAAAGCCAUUCUCCCCCCACACAGCCCCCACCGAACUCCCAGGCCUCGCACACGGACAACAAACCUGGGAACUCAGAGCAGGCUGCCUCGGACAGUAACAGCAAUGGUGUCUGCAAAAAAGACUCAGAUGCAGCUAAAUCAGGGAUGGAUGGGGCUCAGUUAGCUAACUCGAGUCACAUACGGGCCAGUGCCAACUCCAGCAACGCCAGCUCUGCAAGCAGCCCGCGGCCGGAGAGCAAGGCUGACCCACAAGCCUCCUCACAGCCAGGCUUGGGCUCUGGGCACAUUGCCCCCGUCUCCCCUUUCAAACCAGGACAUUCUGUCUUCCCCUUGCCUCCUGCUUCCAUGGGCUACCACGGCUCCAUUGUAGGGGCCUACGCUGGGUAUCCCUCCCAGUUUGUUCCUGGCUUGGAUCCCACCAAGUCUAGUUUGGGGUUGGGACUUCCAGGGAAGCACCCCAGCUCCAGCCCACUCACAGGAGCUUCCCCUCCGUCCCUGAUGCAGGGUUUAUGUCGGGACCCUUACUGUCUCACUUACCCCAAUGCGCCUCACCUCGGAGGGAGUAACUGCUCCACCUGCGUCCAUGAUCCCUCCACCCUAAAGUCUGGUUUCCCCCUGGUUUACCCCUCCCAUCACCUCCAUUCCCUGCACUCCAGCGCACUGUCUUCCAGCACCACCCCCACACUGUCUCAUCCCCUCUACACCUAUGGCUUCAUGCUCCCCAAUGAGCCGCUGCCUCACGCCUGUAACUGGGUGUCGGUUGGAGGUCCCUGCGACAAACGCUUUGCCACAUCAGAGGAGCUACUAGCCCACCUGCGUACCCACACUGCUCUGCCUGGGAUGGUGGACAGUAAGUUGUUGUCGGCGUAUCCUUCAUCGGUUUCAUCUACAGCUUCCUGCCACCUCCACCUGCCCCCACCCAGCAGCCCAGGCACCCUUCCCAGCUCUUUCUCCCUCAGAGGCUCACCUGGAUUGGGCCUGGCUCGCUAUCACCCUUAUAGCAAGUCCCACCUGCCCGGAGCCCCAGGGCUUCCCAUGCCAUCCCUCCCCUCCUCGUCAGCGUAUUACUCCCCCUACGCGCUCUACAGCCAGAGACUGGGCUCAGCCUCAGCGCUCGGAUACCAGUGAUACCCCAAAUAGUGUUGAUGCCACAGACUGCAGGCACCAGCUUGGACGCUCCACGGCGGUCCUGAAGAUGGAUUCUUGAAAUAGGGGUCAUCACCGGUACAGGGCAUCGUGCCCACUGGCAUGCCUGCCAGGAAUACCACCUGUUAGCCUCAGGAUUGUGACUGGCGCUGUGAAAGCAAAGAUCCUGUGAUGGAUUGUCUGCAGCACAGAACCAACAGACUUUACCGAUUAGAGAUGGUGGGACACAGAGCUUGAAAAUAAUGGAAUUGUGGGAUUAUUGCAACAGUCUUUGUUUUCUGUUUUAUUUUACUCAAUAUCUGUCUCCCAGAACUGAAAGUCUGUAUUUAUUUUUCACUUAAGCGCUUGGUAUUCAACUCUGGGGGAAAGUUUUGCUUUCCAAAUAAAUUGUUCUGAAGUAUUGGAACUGAAAAGAAUGAUUUAAUUAUAGUACCAUUAUGCCUAUCAUACACUCUAAAAAUAAAAACCUUGCACCACGAAGAAGAUGGACUAUGAGGCUUUAUUCUGGGGACCUUUUUUAAUCUCCUUUUAGCUCUGCUAUUAUUAUUAUUUUUCUUCUUCUUCUUCAUCUUGCUCAGACUCUGGAGAAUUGCAUGUCCAUGAGAAUGAUUUUAAACAAUGCCAUUAUUUUUAUUUGUAAAUAUGCAAAGAUGUAAUAUUUUUUCAAGCUUGCUUGGGGUCAGCAAGUUUGGGUCACCCCUGCAAAUGGUACAAAGAUAAGAAAAAAAAUGACAUAAAUAAAACUAUUACUGAUGGCUGUGCUAUCAAACCAACAAGAAAAAGGUCUUAUUUUGUUAAAUAAAUGUCACAAGAUUGCAUUGUAACUUGUGUUUUUUCACAUUUCUCAUAACUAUAUAUAGCAGUGAGGUUUCUUUUUUGUCACAGGCGUCAGAGGAUGAAUAAAUCUCGCUGCAUCACACUACUUCUAUCCAUCAUUACGGCUUUAACAGCUAGGCUAUAUGUGUAAUAUUUCAUGGCUCAUAUCAGUUGACAGGGCCGUCCCAAAGGGGGCACGCCGGGUCACAUUAGCCCUGUUAGCUUGUCUCUGAGGACUACCAUCUCUCCUCCUCUCUCCAUCACCCACAUUGCUUUUGUUGUUGCUACUGCAGCUUUUAAUUGCUGAUUCGUGUUUUGCGAGGCUCGAAAAACAACCUCCUCAGCAGAGUGGAUGGCUGUGUGGAGUGGCCGCCGGGGUCACUGGGACUUCAAUAAUGACCUGAGGGAGGUGUCGAGCCAGGAUCUCCUCACAGGCUGACGGAUUGGCCUGCAACACAAAGGCCAGAGCUGACAAUGGGAGGCGGUUAAUAGAGAAAUAUUCAUCAAAGUCCCUGACACCUCCCCUGAGGAGCGCGGGCUCUCGUACAGGAACCGCAGACAUGGAGGCCGCGCUGAUGUGCAGAGCUAUUUUCUUGCUGCGCUGGGGUCUAACUGAAGUCUCGACUCGGGGCUGUUAGAUACUAAUUCAAAGAGAAGGAGUGGGUUUAUCUUAAAGCCACACGGCUGCCGUUCGAGUGUGUCGUCCCUGUAAUGUCUCUGUAUGUCCACUCUAUUUGGCUGACAGGGUGUAGGUGGCACAAAACGAAGAGGCUGUAGUCUCCGAGGCGGCUAUUGACCCCGACUCCUAGACUCCUCUACUCUCGCGGUUCAUUAGCACUCCAGACAGGGGAAAGGCGAGCACAGGUGUCACUUGACAGGACCAUUAACAAAAUGGAUGACCCUCCCAAACCACAUCCAGCCCCUGCCACACCAGCAAGGUCACGGCGCCCUGAUCACUGCUCUGGGUCGCUCUUUGGGACGCCGUGCUUAUUUUUCUUCCUCAGAAACUGGAGCCAUGAUGAUCUGUGACGCGGGACACACUUAACUUUCAUGUCGCUGCUUUUUAUGUCAGAUUUUACAAAGAAGUCUGAACAAAAUAGGCCAUGGUUAUUUUAUUUUUAAUGCUUCUUUUCACAUUUAAGUGCAACAUACUUCUUGGUGACUUGCAGCUGCUCCACCAGAAUAUGACUGGAUUGUGUUGCCCUCUAAAGAUGUGUCUGUGAAGUGCAGGUGAAAUCAGAGUAAGAGCCGUCUUUGCUCUGAUGUGGAUAAAUGUGGAUCUGAGGAUGCUCUCUUACAAACCGUAGAUAAAGAGCUGGUUACAUUGGCUCCAGUGUGAGGAUGAGUCACACUGGAGGUCAUACAGAGGGGAGAACUUUCAAUCAUGUCGGGGAGGUGGAAUUAAUCCCACUGUUGCCAGUUUACACUCGUUCAUCAAAUGCCUCACUAUUCUCCCUAUCCGUGCACUCAUCAAUCUCCUCCAUCUAUCGUCUUCCCCCACACACUCUCACAGCUGAGUCAACACCCACACACUCCAUUUAUGUCGCCUGUGAGAGGCUCUAUGUGUGUGUGUGUGGAAGUAUGUGUUUUCAGCCCAAGUCUUUUGUCCUCAGGGGUUAAAACUUAACUCACAGGAUGAGUAUUGUUUCAUUCUUCACAUAUUACACAGUGUCAGCGUAUUUUUAAAUAUGUGAAUUUGAGAAAAAUAAUGAAUUGAGGGAAUUAAAAGUUGCGUCAAACAUUUUUAUCCAGUUGUUUUCCAACUGGAGUAAGCGCAUGUACUCUUUCUCCUUCUAUGUAAACUUUCUCAACUUUUUUUCUCAGGUAUUUUUUCUUACAGUCCUUAAAAUCACUCCACUGCAACAAAAACAAACAAAAAAAAAAAAACUUUUUGGUGGUAAAGUACAGAAGACGAGAUUGGCCAUGAAUUUUUCCUUUUUCUAUGCACUGUUGUCUCGUGAUAACAACUUAUCUCGAAAUAAAGUUCGUUUUCUCGUGAUCACGCAUUAUCUCAACGUUUCCUUGUGAUAAAGGAAAUGGCGUUUUAGCAGAUCUCAAAUGGUAACAUUUAAAAACGUUAACCUCCAAAUUGGGAUAUUUCUGAAACACCACAGCCGCCGUUGUCAACAGCUAACCGCGUUUUUCUAUCAAAACGCUGAUGUCACACUCAUGGAUACAGACGUGCACCCAUAACGAGAGUGCUGAUAUUGACGACAAAAAAAGGCGCAACCAGUAAUGCUGUUUUGCUAGUAGCCUAACUUUACAAUGCGGAAUGUCUUAAAGGUACAUUCCCAAGUUUUUGAUAGCACAAACUUGAUAAAUGGAGUAUCCUGUCACAAGAGCUUCUUGUGAGCAAGAGCUUUACCAACAGGAUUGAUAAGCAAGGGAGCAUUUCGGCUACAAUCUGAGUUAAAUAUUGGUGCUUAUAUUUCCAUUUUUGCCUUUAGACAACUCGUGGAUACACAAGCAGAGCACACUUGUGCUUUAAAGCUCCUCUGA
This is a messenger RNA of Xyrichtys novacula (pearly razorfish), 6173 nucleotides long. Lineage: Eukaryota; Metazoa; Chordata; Actinopteri; Labriformes; Labridae. The record is from the annotation of a GenBank genome assembly.